Molecule: messenger RNA, 795 nt
Organism: Rhodofomes roseus
Lineage: Eukaryota; Fungi; Basidiomycota; Agaricomycetes; Polyporales; Fomitopsidaceae
Exons: 2
Coding region: 105-662 (185 amino acids)
Source: RefSeq, a predicted model, not a curated record
GCAAGCGCGUGGUCUUGUCCUUGUUUAACUUGACCAACCUCACUCAUCCUCUCGACUUCGCAGGGCUCAUCUACUAGGGGACUUUGCGCGUACAGACACGCGUUAUGAUGGACGUGCAAACUUCUCGUGGCCGCGGUAUUCGCAUCCACGGUGCUGGCGGCCGACCUCAGUCCAAGAACCGGAAGUGGGUCGCGGGUCAAGACAACACGAGCUCUGGCCAUAACAGCGACAGCGAGCGGCGGGAGCGCGGUAGCCAUGGGAGGAAACAACAUGGUCACAAUCAAGUCUCUACUCCGCGUCCUUCAUCACCUUUCCUCGGCGUGCCCGACCCUCACCAGCUGGACGACGGGGUCAGUGGCACGGAAGACGACCAUAGCAUGAACGGGGACACUGGCGAAGAGGGUAGCGACAACGAUACCGAGUACCCUCCCGAUCCCGAAACGCCACAGGAGCGUGAGCUGUUCUGGCAAGAGCUUGUGAAAGCACGGGAAGCGGAACGCAAAAAGGCCAUAGCUGAAGGCAAGAUGGACGAUCCUACUGUUCCAAGAAGGCUGGACGAGGCGAUCACUAUGGUUGGGACGUGCAUGGAUAUGUGUCCGAGGUUUGAACGUUACCGACGUGAGCGUGAAAACAACCUAGACAAGUGGGAGGUGGUGCGUUGAACCCCUUCAUUCGCUCCUGUAGUACUGCUGGAGAGACUGUGUCCUCUUUACAGAUCCCUGGUACUAAGCGCGUAGACCAUAAACGUGCAGUGAAGAUCUAUGAGCGAGCUGCUGGUGACAAGACCCUUCCGUC